CUCGCUUGCAGUUGCAAGGAUCGUAUUACUGGCUGGUCUCCCCGCACCGCUGAGCCCACCGCCUCUGCACCAAUCACAGCCUGUCUUUUCUCACGAACACAUGCAUGCACGAUCGCACAGACUCUGACACACACACACACACGCACACACGCACACGCACGCACUCAAGGCGACACAUCGCUCCGGUUCUCCGCUGCCUUCACAUGCGUCUGCACCGACUCCGCGUUGCGCUGGCUGCGCCAAGAUGAGCGUGGUCGCCCCGGUACCAUCUGAACGGUACCAUCCCGUCGCCUGACUGAGUCAGAGUCAGAGAGAGAGAGAGAGAGAGAGAGAGAGAGAGAGAGAGUGAGAGAAACACAGAGAGAGAGUGAGAGAGACCAUCUUUCCUCCCUCAAAACCCAUCUUACCUUCGCCUGGAAGAGACCGCAGCGCCAGCUUGUUUCGGCAUCUUUCUUUUUCACCCCUCCUCCUCCUGUUCUUUCUGCAUCCCUUCGUUAUUGUCGGUCUCCCGGUUUAAAGGAGAAACCGGAGAGCCCCAUCGCAAUUUUGUGGAAAUACAUUUUUGUAUUUUUUUCCCUGCUGGGUGUUGGUAGCGCGCAGUUGGUGCGCGCUUCUGCAAAUUCCGGUGAAUGGUGGAUUUGGCAAACAUGGAGACCGUGGAGAAGGAAUGCGGGGCCCUCGGGGGUCUGUUCCAGGCGAUUGUCAACGACAUGAAGUGUUCCUAUCCUGUGUGGGAGGACUUCAGUGCCAAGGCCACCAAGCUGCAUUCCCAGCUCCGAACCACUGUCCUGGCUGCUGUGGCCUUCCUCGAUGCCUUUCAGAAGGUGGCGGACAUGGCUACUAACACCAGAGGGGCAACUAGAGAUAUCGGUUCAGCUCUGACCAGGAUGUGCAUGAGACAUCGCAGCAUUGAGGCCAAACUUCGCCAGUUCACCAAUGCUUUGAUGGAGAGUCUGAUCACUCCUCUCCAGGACAAGAUUGAAGACUGGAAGAAGACAGCCAACCAGCUGGAUAAGGAUCAUGCCAAAGAGUACAAGAGGUCACGCCAUGAGAUCAAGAAGAAGUCAUCUGACACCAUGAAGCUGCAGAAGAAGGCUCGUAAAGAGAUCCAGGGACGAGGGGACCUGCAGCCCCAGCUCGACAGCGCCAUGCAGGAUGUGACCGACAUGUGCCUGUUGAUGGAGGAAACAGAGAAGCAGGCAGUGCGCCGUGCCCUGGUGGAGGAGAGAGGUCGCUUCUGCACCUUCAUUGGUUUCCUUCAGCCGGUUGUGAAUGGAGAGAUUGCCAUGCUGGGCGAGAUCACCCACCUCCAGGCCAUCAUUGAUGACCUCACUGUGCUGACAACUGAUCCUCACAAACUGCCCCCUGCUAGUGAACAGGUGAUUAAGGAUCUGAAGGGCUCAGAUUACAGCUGGUCCUAUCAGACCCCUCCAUCAUCCCCCAGCAGCUCUGGCUCUCGUAAGAGCAGCAUGUGCAGCAGUGUGAACAGCGCCCACAGUAGUGCCUCCCGCUCGUCAGGGGGAGGUGGUAGUAUUGGUAUUGGUGGCGGCGGUGGAGGCUCGCAGCCUCACUCACCCACCUCCUCCUCCUAUCACUACCGCAGCAGCCUGCCACACCAGCCUCCACCACCGGGGGGCAUCGCUGCUCACCGCCUCAGCAGCGUCUCCUCCCACGAUUCAGGCUUCGUGUCCCAGGAUGCUAACAUCUACUCCAAGCCUCCCUCACCUAUGCCCUCAGACAUCACAAGUCAGAAAUCAUCCAGCUCAGCAUCAUCAGAGGCCUCAGAAACAUGCCAGUCAGUCAGUGAAUGCAGUUCUCCCACCACUUUUGGCUCGUCCUUCGCUACCUUCCGCCCCGCUCUUUCUCACUCUGGCUCCACCAGGCCUCUCUCUGUCAUUCUUCCUGUACCUGCGUCCCCACCCUAUAAACGCCCCUCUGGAUCCAGCUCCUCCUCUCCCACAUCAAAGGUUCCUAUGUGGAAGGAUUGGUCCAAAGCAGGUCAGUAUGAGCAGCCCGUCGCUGCAGCGGCAGUCCAAAGGAGAAAGGAACCUCUUGACAGGCUGAGGGAGAGCGAAGCAUCCCCAGGCUCCCAAGGCUAUGCUGGGCCAUCACACCCUGAUGAUGGCCAGAGAAACAGGAUGACACCAGCUACUAUCGCUGCCAAGUCUGUGUGUCUACAGCAUGGAGAGGAGGUCUCCCCAGCAGCCAGUGACCUGGCCAUGGUCCUGACCAGGGGACUGAGUAUGGAGCAGCAGAAAAGCAGCAGAGACUCCCUGCAGUACUCCAGUGGAUAUAGCACAGAGACCACAACCCCAUCCUGUUCUGAGGACACGAUUCCUUCACAAGGUUCAGAUUAUGACUGCUACUCAGUGAAUGGUGAUGCUGAAGGUCCAGAUGGACAAACAGAGUUUGACAAGUCCUCCACAAUUCCUCGCCACUCUAACAUCGCCCAGAACUACAGGCGUAUGAUCCAGACCAAGAGGCCAGCCAGCACAGCCGGACUGCCCAGUGGGGUUCUUGGUCCAGGGGCUCAUGGGAUACCAGGACAACCUGGCGGAUCUGGUGGGGGUGGAUCAGGGACACCAGGCACUGCCACCAUCCGUCGGACGCCGUCUACAAAACCAGGAGUAAGACGCACAUUGUCCAAUGCAGGGCCCAUCCCCAUCCGACCACCCAUUGUGCCUGUGAAGACACCCACUGUUCCUGGAGACUCCCACUCUCCUGGGUAUGCUGGUGGAGGACAUGGAGGGGGCGUGCCUGUCCGCGUGGGCAGCGAGGAAUGCGUGUUCUUCGCUGGAGUCGAGGAUGCACAGGGAGCGCUUGAUUUUGUGAAGGCAUCACCAAAGCGCCUCAGUCUGCCUAACACCGCCUGGGGAUCAGGGGCUGCAUUAGAGGUCUAUGCCCAGCAGCACGGGGGCCUAGCAAUGGGAACAGGCUCAGGAGCUGGAUCAGAGGAGGAUCAGAUGAUCGCAGCCAAUCGACACAGUCUAGUGGAGAAGAUAGGCGAGUUAGUAGCCAGUGCACAUGCCCUGGGAGAGGGGCAGUUUCCUUUCCCUGCCCUCCCAGAUGACCCAGCCCCGCCACCAACUGGCCCCACUGACUCUCAGACAGGGACAGAGGGGGCAGAGGGGUCUGGUGACAUGCUGACCACCAUCAGGAGAGGAGUCCGCCUCCGCAAAACUGUCUCGAAUGACCGUUCAGCUCCACGCAUAUUGUGAAUGGGGAAAAAGCAGAAAGAGGAUGAUGCUUGUCAACCAAUAGGGAGUCAGGUGUUGGUGUGGUGCAACCCAACCGCCUAGUACAUACACAAAAACUUAACCAUGUAGGGAAAGCUAUAAUAUAACAGAAGAUGAAUGAAAACAAAAACAUACACAAAAAAAGAUGUUUAAAGACACCAUUAGAGUAAAUGAUAUAUAAUAUAAUGAUAAUAAUAACAUUAAUAAUGUUAACCCAUGCUGACAAUAAAAAGUUAAAUACUGAAUAUUGACAGGCUCCUAGCAGGCCACUAUAACUAGUGUGUGUUGGACGCAUGUUUGUCUUCUAUACACCCUCACCCAGGGAUGGAAAGACUUGUGGGAAAAACAGAUAAUAUAAAAAAGAGGCAAAGAAAGAGAGAAACACUGGGUUCUGUUCUGUUUGCCAACAUACACCCUUCCCUAUCCUCUUCUCCAACUCACUCGACUGUCUGAUCCCAGAUGAAAGACUGAUUCCGAAGGAGGGGCUGGUGGGGGCAAAAGAGAGAGGGGGGUCAGAAUGCCAUGUGACCAGCUGGAUUUGAACCCAGGCUGCCUUAGCAGCCAUACACUGUACUUAUUAGCCCACUGAACUGAAGUUUUGGUAUUAGCACGGGGAGCUAACAAGCCAGAGGGCAUCUCUGGUUCAUCCUCAUGUAAAAGAGUCUUUAAAAAAAAUACUGUUGGCAUUGAGCCGUGCUAGUGUCCCCUUCCCCUCUCUCUCUCUCUGCAUAGCGUGUGCGUGCAUUCAUGUGUAUGCAUGUGGGCAAAUGUAAAAUGUGAGCGUGUGGGUACAUGUGAUUGAUUGUGUGUAUGUGUGCGAGGGGGGUGGGUAGAGCUCUGCUGCAGGACAGCUGGUUACCCAAUGAGGGCAGGGCUUUUCUGCUGUGUGUUGUGUGUGUAUUUUCUUGUUUAUAUUGUGACGUCAUUUACCUUGUUACCACUGUACGAGAAGUUACGAGACGUAAUCCAGGCGUAUAGAUAUAUUCAUAUAUAUUUUCUAGAACCAGAGAGAAAAUGUAAAAUCAGAAAUGGAGCAAUAAAUGUGUUUUAUUUUCUUGUUUCGAAGAAGCGGAUUGAUGGAGGAUUGUAGGUUCUCCCUUGUUUCAUUCAGGCAAUCAUCAGGAAUGCUAAAUUACACAUCGACUGUGAAUUCAUGCCUAGCCGGUUUCGGCGUGUGUCUCUCUCUGUCCCUGUCUCUUUCUGGUGAAUGGAUUACAAAAAUUUAAAAAAUAAGAAGGAAAACUGUAAGCACUUUGAUAGGGGGUAGAGUAUGUACAAUAGCCAGUAGAUGUUGCUGUAGUCAUACUGUAUGAUAAGGAGAGUGAAAGUGAGAGAGAUGGCUGCCUAAGACUGUGUCCUGUGGAAAUGAUUUCAUUUGUGAAAGAGGAAGACGCUGGGGAGGGACUAAGAGGAAGUGAUAAAGGCUGUUUGAACUGUAGUAAAGGGUCAAAUGAGAGGUGGAAUUUGAAAGUAGAGCAAAAAUAUUUAUCUGAAAAUGAGUUAGGUGUCAAGGCUUACAAGCCGUGGCCUGCUGUGGAUUGUGAAUAGCGCUAAAGCUUUUUAUGAUGUGUUUGCACUGAAGGACUGAACACAUAAUGCAAAAAUACCCCAUACCAAUGGGUCAGACUAUUUUUUUGAUGCAUGCUUCAAAGGGUGGCUUACUCAAAUGACAAAUGAAAUACAUUUUUCACCAGUCAUGCAAAUACUUUUAGUUUUAUUUGUCCAACCUAAAAUAUCUGCCUCUGAGAUUUUUGCCUCAACGUCACGACAAUGGAGGUAAAUGUAAUAGACCUUCAAAAACUGCUGAGCACAUUCUAUGGGUGGCAGAGAGUAAUAGGAACGCUGUUAAAGCCGAGACACAUUACUAGUGGAUUCCAGAAUUUCAUUUUUCAAUACUGUGAUUGCAACAAAUGGAAUUCUAUUCAGCUCUGCUGCAUUGGGCUGGAGGCAGAAAUGUCAGAACCUACAAAAAAAAUACCACCAAAACUUUUAAAAUAGCUCUAGAGGUACAGUGAGUUAUAAAAUCUGUUCAGUUGUUAUUUGGUCUUAUGAUACUUACAUUUGAGUGGGAUUUAUGUGCUUUUCAACAAUGAAUGCUGUGGGACAAUAUUUUCCAAUGCCCCAAAUUCUGUUUAAUACUCUGGAGUCUUCAUGUUCAUUUGCAAAGAGAAGCAGACCAGCCUAUCUGAAAAUAUAAUCUUACCUUUAAAUUCUGUACAGUUUUGCAUUACAGGCAAGCAAAUUGGAGAAGAAUCAAUGUCAUUUGUUCCAUAUUAACUCUUUUUACACAUUAGUUUUCAUCAUCAUACUAAAACAGCACAGACAGAAAACAUAUACAACACAUGGAGAGAACAGUGUUGGGCAGAAACACAUUGCUGAGUAAUAAGAAUAAGGGAUUGCAGUUUCAACGUUUACAUUGCGGUUACUGAUCAACAAUUUGGAAGUCAACAUGUUUGCAGUCUUAGCAGAGGUUGGAUGGGGGCUUGACAUCAAUGUCCUGUCUACAAGUUAGAGGACAGACAAUGGUGGGACGAUUUAAGUUGCUGCGGAGUGGAUAGUCUGCACUUUAUGGUAUCUCCAAAGUUGUCUUACUUCCUUUUCUUAUCUCCCAGCUAGCUUCUGGAAGCUUUGCCUUUGUCCAAGCCUUCAGUGUACAGAUGUGAGGUGUUGCUGUGGAACCUUUGAAGUUAUUGAAAGGCACCUUUGAGCCAGAUUAUGUACAACACAGACUGUAACAAGCGAUGUAACUACUGCUGAGUAAUCUGUAAUGAAUAACUUACUGUAGAUUCCAAGUCAUUUGCCCAACACUGCUUAUAAAUGAGCUGUGUCACAUAAAAAAAAUAAGACCAGCAUUUGAUCCAGUCACAGAAAAUGAAUGUAUAUACAGUGACCGGGUUCUUUUAUUUUAUAGUGUAAACACAACAUUGCUGCCUAAACAAUAAAAUAUCACCAGACCACCGCGGUAUAGUUCGGCUCAGUUCAGUGCAAAUAACCCAGUUCAGCGCAGGACACAGCAUAGGCUGUAUGAAAGGAUUAUUUAUGAACACUAAGAUGUGAGGAAAGGUGAGGCCGGUUUGAUGUGCUCACUGAUGACAAUGCAAGAGAUAUUGAAUCAGACUUCAGAAGUUGGCAGAGAGAGGAAAUGAGGUGUGGAAUAAGCAUUUCACUGCCUGUUCAUACUAUGUACUGUAUGUGCUGUACUUGUAAAAGAGAAUCAGGCGCACAGAUUUGGUAUAAAGGUUUGUUAGAAAAUAUUACAUGGAAUAUUCAGUUUGUUUUUUCCCCUUCUACAGUACUGUUUGAAUAUUUAGUCUUACUUUUAAUUACUGUAAAAAGAACAAAAAAAAAAUAAUCCAGUUGUAACACAAAUUACUAAGCUGUGUAACAUAUGGAUAUAGGAUGUGUGAGCCGAGAGUGAGUGUGUCUUUGUUUGGCUGUUGAUCUGUAGGCUAGUGAACUCUUCAUCAACAUGUCUGUACGCUCUUCUAGCAGUGACUUGAACAUAGCCAGUGACAUCAGCUCUCUUACAUGCUCUUUUUGUCAACUUAUUUAUUUUUUUUGCCUUGAAUAGAGCAUUGUUUUAGACACAUUUUGGCUGUUUAAGGAGAACAUUAGGAUGAUUUAAGUGAAAGAGAUAGAGAGGAGAAUUUUUGCAAUUUAUUUUUAACAAUGUCACCCUCUGUGAGCACAAUUUUUUUGUUGAAAUAUUGCUUCAGCAAGGGGCUGUAUUAUGUUUGUUUGUCUAGGGGGAUACUACUGUAUGUGUGUUGCUACAUGCUGCUGUGUGCUGAAUCUGACUGGAUGAGAGGGUGGAAGAGGAGAGCAGUGGGCUUGGACUUCAGUCCCCCCCAAAAAACAUAUUUUGGGUGAGAAAAUGCUCACCUGAAAAGUUUGUCUAGGACCACCUGUCAAGGUCACACUGUUCAUAAAUCUACAUGCAUAUGCUGAAUGUACUACAAGGUGAAGGUGGGCAUCCAACUGUACAUGUUUGAUUUGCUUGAACUGUUGCAAUGUCAGAACUUUGUUCUUGUACACCUGAAUGAAGUUUCCCGUUUAAACUGUCAGAAAGCAAUACUGGGGUAGUGUGCAUGUAUGUACAUUCUUAAUGAUGUUCCAUUGUGGGUAUUAUAAAGGAAAAUACCACUGUUUUGUCUGCUGUUGGAUGCUUGAGUUCUCCAUCUAGAAGCUAGUCCACAUUUCACAGCUCUGAUGGUACCAUUUGGAGUUUUAGAGAUCUGUAUAGCUAGAGCUGAUGCCACUCGUCUGAAUGUGCAUGUGCUGCAUUUUAUUGACUGAAGAGCAAAUUAAAACAAUUGAAUUCACUGCCAGUUAUUUACAGUAAGUGAAUGCUUGAAUUAGGUUUUUUUUUAAAGCCCUGCAGAACAGACACUGCUGCUUAAUUCCAGAUGAUGGAUAACAACUCAGGACUAGACAAUGAUUCUAAAGUUGUAGGCUUUUCACGUUGAGUGACAUCAAGUUAGUCUACACAAUCUUAACUGCACAUGUCCUGUCAUGCAAGAGGAUGAAUGGCUAUAGGAAGAGUGUGACACUAUUUUCCUUUAAAAUACCCAGUUAACAGCACAAAAAAUCUAACCAAUGUUUUUUUUUAACAUGCUGAAUUAACUGUGUACUGAACUAACUGUCUGAACAAGCUGAAAUAACAACUCUGCUACAGUGUCAAUAUGUACCAUUUUAUGAGUGUAUGUGUUUAAAAGUAGGCCUGCCAGCUAGUGGGGGCAGCUGGCUUCUGUAGUAACGUACACAGGCACAUAGACAGAUUUACAUGCACAUUCACAUGGGAUACACACAAAGCAACCCCUUCUUCCUCAACUGCAAAGUUCUCACUAAGGCUUGGAGUGGAUAACACGUUGUAGAAAGUGGUAUUAUGACAAUAAUUUUAUAAUUUGGUCUAAUCAAAGAGUGAAAAACUGAGCUUUCAGUGACAUUACUGCAUUUUUUUUUUUUACUGUUAGAUAUCUUGUUGCCAAACAAGGGUGGUGUGUGAUCCAGACAUCUUCAUUAAUACACAAAUGGAACAUAGCACAUUUUUUUCAUGGAGCUAUUUAUCUAUCUGACUAUUAUGAGCUUGCACAGACUUUCAAAUUUUAGAGGAAUAGUUUGAAAUUUUGGGAGAUACUCUUGUUCAUGUUCUACCUGAGACUUAGAUGAGGAUAUUGACGUGACUCACAAAUCUGUACGUUAAGUGUGAAGCCACAGCCAGCAGCUGGUUAGCUUAGCUUUGUAUAAAACUUGUAAAAGGCAAAGGGAAAUCUAAACUUUAGACCUCUUAAGUUCAAUGACACCUUUCACUUUGUUUGUCUUUGUUGGAUUUUGUGGAAAUUAAAGUGUAAAAAUUACAAGCAGUGGUGUAAAGCUGGGGGUGGGGUGCACUGUCAGAAAGUGACAAGAAUCUUUAAAAAAAAACAUUUUCCAAAACCUUGAGCUAUUCCUUUAAUUUUGACUUAAUUAUAACUGCAAAAGGACUGAGAUGUGAACACUCAAAAGCACCACUGUGUGAACAGCUUGGAGGUAUAUGAAAACUGCCAGUUUAACAGCUAUGUAAUUCGCCUUUCAACACUCUUUGACCAGUUGGCAAAAUGAAUUUAAAUGUUGCCCUAAUCCACAUGUUUUUGUUUGUUUGUUUUUUACACCUCUAUGUCCCUCUCAUUUUCGAUUAUCUCCUUCUUUCUUUGCUUACGUUGCCCCUCAGCCUCCAUCCGCUUCCACUGAUCAUACACCCAGGGGUACUGUGCAGCUGACAAAAAAUAAAACAAUGCUUGUCAUGGUGGGAGUACCAUUGGCUGGUCUCUCUCUCUGUGCCUCGCAGCCCAUCAAAGCUAAUGAAAAAUAAUUCUGAUGAAGUCUUUCUUUUCACCACAGUCAUCAGUGAACACACACUUAGCUCUGUGUAUGAUUCGACUCCUCUUCAUUCUCUUCCCUCCCUACUCUCUGUGUGUCAGUAAGCUGUGUGUCAGUGUGCAUGAGUGAAACAGUCCAAAUGUGUGUGUGGUAAUGGCUAAUGGGCGGUAUCACUUUGGGUCCUGGGUGGGUUGUUCAAAGCAUUGGGACAGUUAGCUGGGGUAAACUUCUCCCCUCGCGUACGCAGUAGCUGAUUUCAAAGGUAGCAGAUGGAUGCCUAACGCUUCAUCUGAAUGCUAGAUUACAUUUUAAUUAAUUUUGAUCAGAUUUUUAAGACAUCUUUAUGGCAUCAUCUCAAAGGCUGCCUGCAUUACUUUGAUGGUUUAUCAGUGAACUGUCAAAGAAGCCUACAAUGUCUAAGUAUCAGUGGGCCUUUUUUUCUUUGCCUCUGCAACAAACCUGCUGAUCUGUAGGAUCUUUAGAAAACUGUAUGUAAAUGAUAAAGAAGCACUGGCAUCUACAUUAGAGUCCAUAAUAUAUAGCAAUGAUUGAUAAUCACCUUAAAGUUUUUUGGUGAUUCUGAAAUUAUGUGAGGUAGUGAGUCAAAAUUCCAAUUUGAAAUCUAUAAGUCCAGGGUUCUUUAUUUUGUCCUCAGAGAGAUAUUUCUGACUAUCUGAAAAUGUAAUCUAAAAAAAAUAUCCCAGGGCUUAAUGUGGUUACAGCUGCUGCCAAUAACACAUAUUCAUCUCUCUGUAAAACCAGAACAUGCAAGACUGCAAUGGCAAAAUCCUCUGCAAGGCUUUGUUUUGUUGCCCAUGAAUUCAACAUUUCAGUUCAAGAGGAAAAAAUCUUAGUCUUUCAAAAGUUACAAAGCUUCAUUUGAAGCACAUAACUAAAACAGGCUCAGAAUGUCAAGACUUUAGUUUUCAGCAUAGGAAGUAAUCAGUAAUCAGCUACUCUCCAGUGACUGCUUGAUAUACUCCCUCUGUAGCUUUUUAAAUCAAUGUUGUAAAGACUGAAGAAGAAGCAGCAGUCAAUUGACUGCCAUUUUAUUGUUUCCAGCUGCAGCAUGAAGGAAUUAAAAGUAGGAUAUGAAAGGACAUCUGACUGCCUUUUAAACAUGGAUGAAACAUUCAGUUAUGGAGAAUUUCAUUUAGCCAGUAAACUUCUUGACUAAAUAGACAUCAGUUUUCCUGAUUACUGAAAUGUAUAGGAGGUUGGAAGACUCCCACUACUGCGAGCUUUUCCUUGCAGCAUGAAUACACCAUAUAGAAACGUAUGUGGACAUUUUGUGUACAACCCUUGUGCUUGUGUGGUGGAAGUCUCCCCUAUAAAUUUGGUACAUUCAAUAUACACACACACACACAUAUAUAUAUAUAUAUAUAUAUAUAUAUAUAUAUACAUACACAUACGCACCACAAACUUUCAAUUGUCCUAAGUAAGACUUUUGAAUGUCGGCUUUUUAAAGUUAUCAAAAUUAAUCCAGGGAAAAUUAAAGUGCUGGCCAUUGAAGGACAGGUUGUUUUGUAUUUAUGAUCAGACCAAAAGAAGCAUCAUGCAUUUGCUGCUUAUACAACCCACUCUUUUAGCCAUCUGCCCAAGUUAUAUUGAAUUUUGUCCUUGUGUGUGUGUAUUUGUGUGAGCAUGUGUGCACAAAGACACGUGGCUAAGACCCCUACUGUUCCUCCUCCCUCCUCCCACACACAAUCUGUCAAUCCUUCCUGCUGUCUAAUACUGAAGGAAUCCACUACACAUUCACAAUGCACACACACACACGUCCACACGCUCAUCCAAAGCUAAUAUGACCAAGGUAGAUUCUCCGAAGCCACAUGAGAGUUCACUGAUGUAACACAUUGCAACUUCCUGUCAUACAACCAUGCUGAACAGAGUGGCCGAAGUGGCCUCCUGGUGCCACUGUCACUGAAACUAAAUUGAAUGUCUUACUGUCUGUACUCCACUUCUUGGUAUUGCUCGAUUGCUCUCAUCUUCUUUCUCGACAGCCAGCAUCUGAACUCCACAAUGAAAUCGCUUCAAAACUUACCACAGAGGCAUUUUCUAUGGGGCUAUUAUGUUCACAGAAUAACAUUGUGACAGAGUCAACACUUGUUUCAUCUCUCUGUACAAACUGUACAAUCUUCUGCUUCUCUCUUCCCUCCUGAGUAGUCCUGCAGGCUCUGUGGUCUUGUCUUUCUCUCUUCUUUCUCUCCCCCACUUAUGCUCUUUAAUUUAUUGUGAAUGGAUUUCCAAGGUUGUUUUGCCUUUGUCGCUGAAGGUAAAGUUUUCUUUUCUGUCUUCCUUUUUGUAAGAUUGAUCCUUUUUUGUUAAGUUUAGUCACUGCUAAUGUAACAAAACGCACUGUGAUGAUUCCAGUAUUAAUAAAAGUUGUACUUAAACUGUG
This is a messenger RNA of Acanthochromis polyacanthus (spiny chromis), 11493 nucleotides long. RefSeq names its product MTSS I-BAR domain containing 2b (gene mtss2b). The transcript is spliced from 16 exons. Gene Ontology annotation, cellular component: cytoplasmic side of plasma membrane; actin cytoskeleton. Gene Ontology annotation, molecular function: phospholipid binding; actin binding. The record is from RefSeq and is a predicted model, not a curated record. The coding region runs from base 630 to 3218 and encodes 862 amino acids. Lineage: Eukaryota; Metazoa; Chordata; Actinopteri; Pomacentridae. Gene Ontology annotation, biological process: plasma membrane organization; cell projection assembly.